Molecule: messenger RNA, 688 nt
Organism: Hibiscus syriacus
Lineage: Eukaryota; Viridiplantae; Streptophyta; Magnoliopsida; Malvales; Malvaceae
Exons: 1
Coding region: 99-527 (142 amino acids)
Source: RefSeq, a predicted model, not a curated record
UUUUUUGCUACUGUUCCAUUCCUCUAUCCUUUUUCCCUGAUUCCUCUACAAAUUUCUUCGAUCUAAAUAAAAUAUAAUUUGAAUUGGAUCUGUUUUUCAUGGCGAAGGAAGAAUUCCAAGAGUCCGAGGUUUUGUUUUCCGACCAAAACAGCAACCAUUACAGCACACGUGACGAGGAUGCUGCUGCUGGUAAGGACGAUGGUUACUUCGAUUACCCUGGAUUCAACAAAAACGGCCGUGUUUCAAGUAACUACAAUUCCGACAAGAAGGCGGCCGCCAGUUCGCUUCCUGUAAACAUUCCACGUCAUCACGGCGGUGCUGCUCCUUUCCAUUGCGGCGGCGAAGCUGUGGGAUUCGAGGAAUACGACGACGGCGAAAUGGAGUCUCCCCAUGCGGUUUUAGCGAGGAGAAUUGCGAGGAAAAUGGCGUUUUCGGUUUGUACGGGCAAUGGAAGGACGCUUAAAGGAAGGGAUUUGAGUCAAGUUCGAAACUCAGUUCUCAGAAUGACUGGAUUUUUGGAAGCAUGACUCUUAGUAGUAUUCAUUUAAGAAGAAGAAAGAGAUUGAUUUCCUUCUGUAUAAUCUGGGUCCUUUCAUGUUUUUCCACCUUGGGAUUCUUAAUUUAUUCAUUGUUACAGGAAAAAAAAGAAUGCAAUCAGAACAAUUAAUAAAAUUUAUCUUUUCUUAAU